AGUAUUUCAUGAGUCUCAUGUGUCCACCAUGGUCCCUUCCCCUUAAUCUACCUACAUACUUAUCUUUAAACUCUCAAAUUCAGCACCUUCACUUCAUCAAAACUCUUACUAUUUCCCAAAAGUAAAGUAAAAGUCACCGAGUAACUAGAAUGGCUGUAAGCAACAACAUAACCGCAAUUCUAAACUUCAUAGCAACACUAUCCUCAAUACCAAUAAUAGCCUCCGGCAUAUGGCUAGCCUCAAAACCAGACAACCAAUGCAUCGCAAACUUCCGAUGGCCAAUUGUCAUCAUCGGCAUCCUCGUCCUCCUCGUUUCUCUGUGUGGUUUCAUCGGUGCUUACUGGAACAAACAAGGUCUCUUAGCACUUUACCUUUUCACUAUGGCACUCUUAAUCGCUGUCCUCCUCAUCGUCCUCGUCUUCGCCUUCGUCGUUACGAGACCCGACGGAAGCUAUGUUGUUCCUGAUAGAGGCUACAAGGAGUAUGGUUUGAACGGAGCUUCGUCUUGGUUGAGGAAAAGGGUGACUGGUUCGGGGAGUUGGAAGAAAAUUAGACCGUGUUUGGCUGCUUCUGAUGUUUGUGUUAAACUCGCACAGAAUUAUAUCAGCGCUGAUCAAUUCUUCAGUUCUCAUAUCUCUCCGUUGCAGUCAGGAUGUUGCAAACCUCCAACUGUCUGUGGAUACAAUUAUGUGAGUCCCAUAAUGUGGACAAACCCAGUGAAUCCCAUGGCUGAUUCAGAUUGCAACAUGUGGAACAAUGAUCAGAACCAGCUAUGCUACAAUUGUAAUGCUUGUAAAGCUGGUUUACUUGGGAACCUAAGAAAAGAAUGGAGGAAAGCAAAUAUAAUUCUCAUUGUGGCUGUGGUUGUACUUAUAUGGGUCUAUGUCAUUGCUUGUAGUGCCUUUAAGAAUGCUCAAACAGAAGACCUUUUCACUCGUUACAAACAAGGUUGGGUUUGAAUCUCAUCCUAUUUCCUCGUAGCUAUGUAACAUGGACACUUCAAGUUAUAAUCAAUCACUUCCAUUUUGUGA
This is a messenger RNA of Lathyrus oleraceus (garden pea), 1031 nucleotides long. Its product is annotated as tetraspanin-2. Gene Ontology annotation, cellular component: membrane. Lineage: Eukaryota; Viridiplantae; Streptophyta; Magnoliopsida; Fabales; Fabaceae. The record is from RefSeq and is a predicted model, not a curated record. Gene Ontology annotation, biological process: auxin-activated signaling pathway. The transcript has 2 exons. The coding region runs from base 150 to 959 and encodes 269 amino acids.